AUGAUUGUGCGCGAGAGUCCAAAGGCCAAAGUCAAGGAUAAUCAACCAAACUGGCCCCCGCAAUCGUCUGUGGAAGCAUUGCUCAGCUCGCCCUCUGCACGCAGAAAAUACGAGAGUCGCCGCGAGCGCAACUCCGUCUCACCCUCCCCCUCGAAGCGCCGCCCCAUGUCGCGCGACUACACCCAGCCCACGAGCGAUGGGGACGACGAUGACGAAGAAACCCUACGUCUCCAGUUGCAAGCCAUCGAGGCAAAGUUGAAACUAAAGGCAUUGCAAAAGAAGAAAGCAGAAUCUGCCGACGCUGACCGUAAUGGAGCGUCCUCACGAGCCAGCAUAGCCAGCACGAUGCGCAGGGCUGACCCAUCGCCAUUGAGCAGUCAAGAAGCGGGCGUACAGGUGCCACGCUCUCCCACCCGAACACGACCACCACCCGACGAGCCAAAGAGUCCUGCACGAGUCAUGCUGGGCAUCGACAAAGGACUGACGGCACGUGAUAUUAGUCUCAAGCGGCCUUCGAGCGUUCUGGCCGGGCGGGCGCGAGCGGGGUCGCUCAAGGGCAGCGAGACCCCUAAGAUCAAAUCUUUCAGCGAGCGCAUUGCCGAAAGCAGGAACAGAGACAAGGACCGUGAAGAGAGGGAGGAGAAGGCCGAGCUGAGGAGAAACAGAGGAUUUGGCUUGCAUACCAUCGAAGGCUUAGCAGAACGGCCAUCACUUUCUAGGACCAGUUCUUCUCAAGGCUCUGAGACACCGAGUUCGCGCGAGAUGCCCCCGCCGUUUUCAAGACGUACCAGACCUCAGAGCCGCUCCGUUGAUUUGAGAAUUCCACCCUCCCCUCGACCUGGCUCCACCUUGUCUUUCCGCAACGACACUUCACGUCCGGUGUCCUCGUCUUCCAAGGCAUCUUCCUCUAGUUUUGGCUCAAUCCCAACCGUUUCUCGAUACGCCGAGAUCUCGUCCCGAGAUGACAGCUCAGAGGCCCCUAGCUUUGAGCCUUUUUCUGGUCUGCACUUGAAGUCGCGCGAAAUGCAGCACAAUGUCGUCACUCGUACUUUGGAAGGCAAGACUGUCCUCACUAUUCCCCAGUUGCUCAAGACGGUCAAGGCACCAGAAUAUGAACCCCCGGAUUGGGAAAACGACUAUGUUGUACUAGGUGUCAUUUGCUACAAGUCAACACCGCACAACUCCAAGAAUGCCGCUAAAGAUCAGACUAAAAGCAGUCAAGAAUCGGCAACGGAUCAAAACGGCAAGUUCAUGGUAAUCAAGUUGACUGACCUUAAGUGGGAGCUGGAUCUAUUCUUGUUUGAUACCGGCUUUUCCCAGUUUUGGAAACUUCCCCUCGGCACAGUUGUUGCCAUCUUAAACCCCGACAUCAUGCCGCCACGGAACCGCGACACAGGCAAGUUUUCCUUGAAGCUGACUAGCUCAGACGACACCAUACUUGAAAUUGGAACUGCACGGGACUUGGAUUUUUGCAACGCGAAGAGGAAAGAUGGAAAAGAUUGUGGUCAAUGGAUUGAUGGCCGGAAAACGGAAUUUUGCGAGUUUCACAUCCAACUUCAGGUGGACAAGGCCAAGAAAGGCCGUAUGCAAGUCAACACCAUGACUGGCUUUGGUGGAGGCCCGGGUAGCAGCAAGUUUGGCAUGUUUGGUCGAAGUGGCGCUUCGAAAGGUGACGAGCUCAAGCGCGAAGGAAGGUAUCAUGAUCGCGAACUGCAUGAGACUGUGUACAUUGCCCCACGACCUGGAGGCGCUGCCAAGCUCAUCGACCGGGAUCACCAAAACUGGGAAGGGGGAGUGAGCCGCGAAGACCGCUUUCGAAAGCAACUGGCUGAGAGAGAGAAGGAGCGCGAACUUGCUAAGAAGCUAGGCACUAUAGGAGACGGCACUACUGGAGCUGAUUACUUGCGGUCGAAAGGCGCUGGCACUCCGAGCCUACCCACCAGAGCACGCCCUUCUUCUCUCAUCUCGACAAGUUCAAGGCUAGACAAGCCGGCCGAGACGGACUUCUCCAGCCUACUCAAUCGCACGUCCAAAGACAUCUCCCUGGCACCUGUAAAACGAAAACGAGCCGCUUCGGGCAAAUCGGUCACAUCGACCGAUCCAGUAGGGUGGGCAUUCAAAUACGGACGAAUCCCGUCUCCCAAGAAGGUAAUACCUUCGGCAUUUCGCGGCACGCGUGAGGCGAGUCCUGCGAAGAAGAGGGCUCGUCUACUGUUAGAUGGAAAGGGCAUACGUGAGCCUGGCCGAGAAAGCCUUGGCGGACUCGACGUAGGACUCAUCGCUGCCCUCGACGAUGACGACGACGAUGAUGAUUUGGAAGUUGUCUGA
Bipolaris zeicola 26-R-13 is the source of this 2328-nucleotide messenger RNA. RefSeq lists its product as uncharacterized. The transcript has 2 exons. Gene Ontology annotation, biological process: DNA replication initiation; DNA replication. The coding region runs from base 1 to 2328 and encodes 775 amino acids. Gene Ontology annotation, cellular component: replication fork protection complex; nucleus. Lineage: Eukaryota; Fungi; Ascomycota; Dothideomycetes; Pleosporales; Pleosporaceae. The record is from RefSeq and is a predicted model, not a curated record. Gene Ontology annotation, molecular function: DNA replication origin binding; single-stranded DNA binding.